AUGAUGCAGGAAUCCGACAACCCUAGAAAGCAAAAUACGAUGGACAGUUACGAGUUUGACAAAGAGUUCAGCAACGACAGAAUGAAAGGUAUAGAUAUUAGUGGAGGUGGGAUCAACUCAACCAUGACAACAGCAACUCGAUGGUUCACGAGUAUAAUCGGUUCGUUUAAUAUUCCCGAAAAAACGGUUGUAUCAGCUAAGAUCCAACCCGAAGGGAUGCGUAAGAUGCACGCCCUGGCCGCUGAGAAGCUGUUAAACCCUCAUGUGAAGCAAACCUACCAAAUCCACCUUUUGAAGUCUUCUGAUGCUGACUCUCAAUGGAAGGCACUAUCCGUAACCCUGCAAGAUGAUGGGCACCCAGCCUUUGGAAUGGCCCAGUCAACCAGACCUAGGCACCGGAUCUCCGGCAACACCAAAACUGUUCGAAGCUCGGAUAGCUAUUCCCCGUAG
This is a messenger RNA of Opisthorchis viverrini, 450 nucleotides long. RefSeq lists its product as hypothetical. Bases 1 to 450 code for a protein of 149 amino acids. Lineage: Eukaryota; Metazoa; Platyhelminthes; Trematoda; Opisthorchiida; Opisthorchiidae. The record is from RefSeq and is a predicted model, not a curated record. The transcript has 3 exons.